Molecule: messenger RNA, 4566 nt
Organism: Xyrichtys novacula (pearly razorfish)
Lineage: Eukaryota; Metazoa; Chordata; Actinopteri; Labriformes; Labridae
Source: the annotation of a GenBank genome assembly
GUUACUCCGGAACACCCUCGCAAUCAAAUUAAAAGCCUGCUUUCCUGUGCGCUAUAGGGCUUUCAAAUCGUACUAUUUCGGGGAAGAAAUGUCUGUUUUCCUUCAUUAUACCACACCAGACCUCCCUUUCUAAGAUAAAUCCUCUGACUUUAUGCUGUUUGUUACCCCGCAGCAGCCACUCCUGUGCACCUGAGGGCUGUCGCUGCUUUUAGACUGCUGAUGCAAAGAUGGCGGAUGAGGAGAAGAGUGGUGAGGCUGGGAAAGAGAAAAACGACCUGCAAAUUUUAAAGGUACGCACCCCAGUUUUAUUCCACCAAUAAACAAGUCUCUAAAGUGUUUUGAGCUUUUAAAUUGUUGUCUAAUUAUGCUAUUAAAGCUGUAUUUAGUUUGAAGUCACUUGCAUGGCAUGUGCUGUAGUACUCGUUACUAUAACAACAGGCUAAAACCGUUGCAUCUACAUACCUGUCUUGGUUUUUCGGCCACAUUUGAGACAUAAUUUGAUAUUUAUAUUUGCCCUCCUUCUAUAGUUAACACGUAUUAGCCCCAUUUAGUAAUCUUUCUGCAUUCAGAUGCCUUUAAGUGGGCUUUAAAAGUGCAUGCUGAGGCUGCAUCCAUUCUGUUUCUUGCUGAGUCAUUAGAUUUACGCUGUAUCAUGAAUUAAGGAUGGGCAGGGUUAGAGAUUGGAAAGCUAAAGCAUUUAUUAUAGUGUUACUGCAUGUAGAUUAAGAUGUAGAAAUGUGCUUUUGAUCUAUUUUUAAAUCAGUCAAAAACACACAAUUGAUCUUUCUCAUCCCCCCGCCCUUAUUCCAGGAGCUGGUGGAUGACCUGUAUAAAUUUAGAGAUUGCUAUUUUGAGACUCACAGUGUGGAGGAAGCUGGGAGGAAACAAAAAGAUGUCGCACAGGAGAUGGAAAACACACUGAAGAAGCUGGAAGAGAAAGAAGGUCAGUUACAUUAUAUAGGCGCAGUUAAAAUUGAGGUCAAGGUCAAGCUAGUUUGUGGUAGUUUUGGCGCUGUGGGCAGGUGCAAGGUCCUCCUGCUGCAAAUAAGCACUUCAGACUCAAAUCAUGUACACCUACUCAGUACGUUCACACGACACUCGAAAAAAAAACCUAGUUAUUGCCUUAUUCCAAUUAAAGGUCCUUACCCACCGGGGCCGACGCGAAUAUAGAACACGAAAUUAUUUCAGGGGGGAAAAGACGCAUCCCAGGGAAGACUUGUCCCGGGGAAAGGCCCGCCUCCUUUGCCUCUGAUUGGCUAGAAAAGCUGGAAACGUCAUCAGAAAAAUCAACAAUAAUUGCACGAAAAAAUAAAUGCCGCAAUAUCGCACGGGAAACCGUCGCUGAUGUGAAUGCUUGUAUUGACGGGAUAGGGGUUUGAAAAAAAAUGUUGAUGUCCGAAAUAAUGGCACGAUAAAAACAGUCCCGGUGUGUAAGGACCUUUACUCAGUACAUUUACAUGACACUCGAGAAACAGAUAAUGCGAUUGGAAUUCGAUUUUCUCCACCAUAUGACCAGGGUAGUUGGAGUAUGAUCGGACAACAUAUGUGUGCGUGCGCCACGCCCCCAGAACUACUCCGGAACAAAAACACCAGAGAAGAGAAGUAGCGUGCAUCUCAUCUGCAGAAAAAGUAGCGCGUAUAUCAUGUACGACAAAAUCAACACUUUACGAUGCUCCAUCUUCUUUUUCGAAGAUGCCCAGCAGUGGUGGUAGCCCUGAUGUCUGGCAUGGACCUGCUGUUGUUGUAGACAGUUGUAUGGGGUCGGAAACAGCACUGCUUAAAAGACCCAUAUCACCCCCUAGUUUUGGGGAGGAGGACACGUUCACAUCAAUAAUUCAAUUUUCUCAGCUGCAUGUAAACGCAGACAAGGAGACAUGUCCGAUUCGGCGAUAAAACUGAAUUAUGAGCUUAGUCUGAUAAAGCUGUGCAUUUAAACGCACUGACUGUCUCUCUGUGUGGAUGUUUAAAGGUGAUUUGAAACACAAAGCAGAGUUCCUGCUGCAGAAGGGCAGGUGUCUCAACGUGGCUCCAGACUUCAGCACUGAAGCAGAGGAAUGCCUCUCUCGGGCGGUGAAGCUGGAGCCGGGUCUGGUGGACGGCUGGAACACAUUAGGGGAGCAGUUCUGGAAAAAAGGAGACUUGAUGGGUGCCAAGAACUGCUUCACUGGAGCCUUGCAGCAGGUAGGAAAGAUAAAAAGAGAGUAAAACUCAGGGUUUUAAACACGAUUGAUAAAAAAAGAUGGAAAAAUAGAACCUGUCCAUUCACCUUUUGCUUCAUCUUCUGUCUCUGCAGAGCAAGAACAAAGUAUCCCUGCGUAACCUUUCCAUGGUGCUAAGGCAGCUGCCAGCAGUGGACAGGGAAGCACAUGGGAAGCAGGUGAUGGAGAGUGUGGACAUGGCCAGACAGGCGGUGCAGCUGGAUGUCACUGAUGGCACUUCCUGGUGUAAGGAGAGCGUCUGGGAUCUUAGUAGAGGAACUUUUUCUCUCUGGAAUGUCUGAUGUAUCUUUAAUCCAUGUUUGGAUUGUUGUUCUAGAUAUCUUGGGAAAUGCCUAUGUGUCACUGUUCUUCUCCUGUGGACAGAAUCCACAGCUGUCUCAACAAGCUUUAAGUGCCUAUGCACAAUCUGUGAGUAUUGAUCACUGAACACAUUACUAAAGCCAAUCAGCUCUAACACCAACAUAACUAUACUCAUAUUUGAUCUUUCUGUGUUUGGUCUGCAGGAGAAAGUGGACCGAGCCGCCUCCUGUUACCCGGAGCUGCACUUCAACAGAUCCACUCUGUUUCAGUACGAGGAGAUGUUCGGGUCGGCGCUCAGUGGCUACAGCAGAGCAGCCGCGCUUGACCCGAGCUGGGAGGAACCUCCGGAGAGAGAGAGGCAGCUGCUGGAGUAUCUGAAGAAAGUCACAGAACUCAUACAGAACAAGGUAAGAGGAGGUGUAGCUCUACCGCACACUCAGCUGUACAAGAAAUCUCCCCCUCAUUGUUGAUGAUCAUCACAAGUUUAUGACCACUAGGUGGCAGCAAAGUGUCUAGUUAAGUCCUAACCUCCACUCUGUCUCUCUCUCUCUUUCUCUCUCUCAGGGAAAAGUCAAGGCGAGAAGGUUACGGUCGAUGCUCUCCUCCCUCAACACCUCAGCGCUUGGUCCCUGCUCCUCCCCUCAGUUCCGCUCCCCAUCGGGCCGUAUCGGCAGCCUGGAGCCGCGGACGCUUUCCUCCCUCACACACGGUCAUCACCCUGGGGUGGCCGCCAUGGGAAAGGUGGUGUUCAGUCUGGCCUCUGAGGGUCGCAUGGCCUUGUGAGUGUAAUUUUAAGUAGUUUGAAUCUCAGUCUUAGUUUGAUUUUGGGAGGUUUUGUGAAAUUUUGCUCUCUGUGUUUCUGCAGCACGUUUGGCAUGGUGGACAGCGAGGAGACGUGUAUCGUGGUGAUGGUUUAUAACACAGCAGACAGCUGGGGCGUCCUGAUCGGAGACACAGUGGUCAUUCCUGAACCUCAGGUCAAACGAAACAGCAUCACACAUAAAGACGAGGUCAGUGCUGCACACGUUCUGCGUAAAUAUUUCAGAUUAUGUUUCUCUGCUGUACGUGGUCUGACUUUUGUACGUCCUGUGUCUGGCAGUCGUUUGACUUCAGAAGUAUACGAGUGGACUCGCCGCUGCUCCUCAUCGUCAACGGCAAGAAACAGAACGUCCACAGUCAGAUCGCCGCCUCGGUCAGCUACAAACCACAGAGUGAAUGAGCCAAAUAACAAGCGGAGGACCAAAUUUUGAACUUUGAAAAAACGAGAUCAGAGGUUUGAAGUUUCCAAAGUUUGUGCCUGAUUUCUGAGCUGUCUGUAAAUAAUUCACCUCAUCACUUUGCCUGUAGAGAAACACUUAGUGUAUAUUUAUAAAUAUUCCUUUUUUUGUCGUUUUAUUUUUGUUGGAGUUUUUUGAUAAUGAAUGGACCUUUUGAUGAGAAGAUGUCACAAAUGUUCUUCAGUUUACCCUUCAAAAAAAAAAGAAGUCCUUUUGUCUUAAAGAUUCUGUUUGUGUGGUGUUUUGGAAGAGCAGUACACAUUUUCACUUGUCCAUGGAGGGAAAGCUCAUGAACAUCUACUAUUAUGAUUAUUUCAGUUUUGAUUUGAUUGCCAGGAGCCGACACUGUACUUUGAAGUGAGUUCAAUAUACCUAAGGUACUUUUCAAUUAUGUAGGUGGCUUCACAAACCCUGACAAAGCAAGUCAUACACAUAAUUUAUCUGCCUGGAGUAACUGAAGGUGUUCACACGAACAACACACUUGUUCACUCAUUGAUCUUUCUCACUGGACGACAAGAAAGCAAAAACUAGAGGAAAACAGAGUUUUGUACACUUGCAAUGCCGUAUGGAUGAUAAUCCCUUCAUUCAUUCAUCAGUGUAUGAGUGAAGAAAACUGUAUACAGUUGUUGAAUUGGCUGUAGAAGUUGCUACCUUGACAAUAUCCGCAAACAACUAAAGGGAUAUUCCAGCGUACAAUUAAUUUAGGGUCAAACACACAGUAACACCGAGUUAGACACCCCAUUGACUCACCUACUCUCUUCCAGCAGACC